Camponotus floridanus (Florida carpenter ant) is the source of this 2548-nucleotide messenger RNA. Its product is annotated as cingulin-like protein 1. The transcript has 11 exons. Bases 122 to 2410 code for a protein of 762 amino acids. The record is from RefSeq and is a predicted model, not a curated record. Lineage: Eukaryota; Metazoa; Arthropoda; Insecta; Hymenoptera; Formicidae.
CUCGCCCUAAUCAACAAAACUACGAAAUUGAAACUCUCCUUGCCCUCUCGAAAGUCUCGUAGAUCUAUUCGUAAAUCCAGCUGUCAGCGAUCGUGCCAUUAUCGUGAAAAAGAGUCGGAAAAUGCUGAACGAAGCGGUCACGAUAAAUCCUUCAGAAAAAGUGGAAGAUCGUCCAUCAUCUAAUAGUUCAAGAAAAUCUGCAGCAUUUAAUACUGGAAAUAAAACCCACAAGAGUAAAAUUCCAACAACCCUGGUUGGGCGAAAUGCUAUGCAAGGCGAUUCCCUAAUGUGUGAAGAGUCUUCUAGUGGUAUUAGCUCCAAUAAUAUCUCCGCUCGUCGACCAAGCAUGACUUUGAAUAUGUUGUCUAAUAGGAAACCAACGACUGCAAUUUCCGCGGAAAAACGACACUUGGAGAUCCAAUAUAGCGCAAAAAAAAUGCGAUACACUAAUUUAAAAAAAACGCUCGCCGAAAAGCAGAAAAUCACGCAGGAUUUGUACGAUGAGAUAUCGAAUCUACGGGAAAAGAUAAUCACGGCCGGCGGCAAGGAUCCUGGCAAGAUCGAAGAGCCAAAGUCAUUUCAAGUGGAAUGUCUUAAGCAAAGUCCGUCAAUCGAGACAAACUUGCAUGAUUACGGACAAUGGGAGCAGAUCUGUAUGGAUGAGUCGACGGUGAUGGGAGUGUCGUUGUUGCAAAAUCAGCUGGAGGAUCUCUGCGACCGCUCUCAAGAGCUUUGUCAACGUGCCCUGGACAGAAGCUCGUCGUUUGUCUCCCUCGUUAAGUCCUGGCUAACAGAAUCACGUAAACAGGACGAGAUGGGUAAAGUGUCGAUUUUAGUGGAUUAUUCAGAAGCAGAAAUGCAGCAGACGAACCUCGUACAGAGCAACGAAGAGCUAAAGACGCAACUGGAUGAACUGAAAGCGGCCCAGAAGGACUUUAUCACUGAAUUUGCAACGAGAUCUUCGAACUUGCGCAUUGAAUAUGACAAUUAUCUCAGUCGCAUGAAGAAGGAGCAACAAAAUGUCGAGCGCAAGGAUUUGCAAGAGCAGCUGAACAUCGCUUUGCAGGAACUCAAGGCGGAACGUGACAAGGCGAGUCAAGGCAAAGAAAGGAUGCGAAUGAUAGACUUGCAGAUGCAAAAAGCAAAAACGAGAAUUCGUGACCUGGAGGUACAUGUGACUAACGAGGAGCUAAAGUCGCAGCAAUUGCAGAACGGCAUGAAGACCUUGGAGGCUCAAUUAAAGCAGAAGGAUCAGUCAAUGGAAUUAAGGAUGAAGGAUAUGAACAAGGCAAUGAAAAGCAGCGAGGAUCUUAUAGCGAAGAUGGAGAAGCAACGCGACAAUUUCGAAUCACGAAUGUUAGAACUCAAACAAAGGAUGGUUCGCAAGGAAGCUGAAGCAAAUGGUACUAUUAAGGAAUUAUCAGAAAAGUUCGAAGCGAUCAAUGAGGAAAUCAAUGAAGAAAGAGAAAAGAGACAGCAAGCCGAGAAUGCUCUAACAGAAAUCGAAGAACGUUGCAAACAUCUCGAAGAGAAGAGUCAGUUGCUCUGCGACCUCGCGAGUGAAAAAAGCAAUAAUUUAGUUGUGACAGAUAACAAUCACACGGAGAACGAAAUUUGUCUGUACAAUGAUUUGACAGCUGCCCGAGCCCAGUUGGAACAGCAAAGGGAAAAGAUCGAGCAACUAGAGAGGGAAAAGCAAGAGAUUGUCACCGUGAUGUAUCAGGCAGCCAGUGAUAACGAAGACGAGACGAAAGAUAAACUAGCUGCCGAACUCAUAGCCAAGACCAAUGAUCUCCAGAAUCUGAUGUUAGAACAUGCUCAGCUGCAAAAUAUCGCCAGAUUCACGCAAGAAAGAAAUGAAAUGCUAGAGAAUCAAUUAGCCGAAGUUCAGCGUCAUCUUUACGCAAAGUCGAAGGAGGGUGGCAAAACGGGAUUCGACACGAUCGAGCUUCAGCAGCAGAUCAGCGAUUUGCGAAAUAGUUUAGCCGAGGCUAUGCAACAGAAUCAAGAACUGGAAACCACUCUGACUCAGAAACAGCUGGAGCUGGAACAACGCGAUCGGGUGAUGCGGGAGCAAAGCAAAUUCCUCAAAGCCAGGGAUGAGUUGUUGAGUCUUCUUAAGGGAAAGCAAACGAACGCGAAUAAUCUUGUCAACGAAAAUUAUGAAGAUAUUGAUGAAAUCAAUAAACAGAUUGCUGCGAAGACUGAAGCAAUUCAAGAACUAUAUACCACGUUGGAAAGUAAGCAGAUGCAAGUGAUGCGACUGGAGAAGUUGGUCAAGCUAUUGGAGGAUCAGCAGGAUCGAGCGCAGGCACAACGCACGCGGUUGGAGCAUCGCAUCGCUCAACUAGAAGUGAGCUUACGAGAGAAGAAUAAUAACAAUCGGACUAAAACCUUUGGCAUCCUAUAAGAAACUCUGUAAUCGUCGACAAAUUCUAUAAGUAUCAAUCUACAAGUCAUAUUAGAUUUAACAAAUUAUUUACAUUAGACAUGCUUACAUGUCUAAUGGAUAUACAAUGAGGUACUUAAAAUUAUAUAUGAAUUUAAA